Andrographis paniculata is the source of this 2272-nucleotide messenger RNA. RefSeq names its product DNA-(apurinic or apyrimidinic site) endonuclease 2. Gene Ontology annotation, cellular component: nucleus. The record is from RefSeq and is a predicted model, not a curated record. Lineage: Eukaryota; Viridiplantae; Streptophyta; Magnoliopsida; Lamiales; Acanthaceae. The transcript has 10 exons. Gene Ontology annotation, molecular function: DNA-(apurinic or apyrimidinic site) endonuclease activity; phosphoric diester hydrolase activity; zinc ion binding. The coding region runs from base 14 to 1936 and encodes 640 amino acids. Gene Ontology annotation, biological process: base-excision repair.
CGAUCAUGAAAAAAUGACAGCACCCACACAAAAAAAAAAAAAAAGAAAAAAAAGCCAAACCACUGAUCCUCUGAAGAGGAGAAUGAAGAUAGUGACGUACAACGUGAACGGGCUCCGGCCGCGAGUCUCGCAGUUCGGCUCCCUUCGCAAGUUGCUCGAUUCUUUUGAUGCCGAUAUCAUCUGCUUUCAGGAGACGAAGUUGUCGCGGCAAGAAUUGAGGGCGGAUUUGGUGCAGGCCGAGGGAUACGAGUCAUUUUUCUCUUGCACUCGAACUUCUGAGAAGGGGCGAACAGGAUAUUCUGGUGUGGCAACAUUUUGCCGGGUAAAGUCUGCGUUUGCAAGCGAGGAAGUUGCUUUGCCAGUUUCUGCAGAAGAAGGUUUUACUGGUGUUUAUUCUAGGACCAGUGAAUAUCAGCCAAUAAAAGAAGGGCUGGGAGAUUUUUCCAUUGAUGAUCUGCUGAAAAUUGAUGGUGAAGGACGUUGUAUAAUAACCGACCACGAACAUUUUGUUCUUUUCAAUGUGUAUGGGCCUAGGGCUGAAUGUACUGAUGCAGAAAGGAUACAAUUUAAGUCCAAGUUUUUCAACGUCCUCCAGAAAAGGUGGGAGUCUCUUCUAGAUCAAGGAAGAAGGAUAUUUGUUGUUGGGGAUCUUAACAUUGCUCCUUCUGCAAUUGACCGUUGUGAUGCUGCUCCUGAUUUUGAGAAAAAUGACUUUCAUCCAUGCAGGUUUAGAACUUGGUUUAGAUCUUUGCUGGUUAGAAAUGGAGGUUCAUUCUGUGAUGUAUUCCGAGAAAACCAUCCAGAGAGGAGGGAUGCAUACACUUGUUGGCCAACAAAUUCUGGUGCAGAAGUUUUCAACUUCGGGUCACGUAUUGACCACAUUCUUUGUGCUGGUCCAUGUUUACAUAAAGAGGAAAAUCAAGGGCAUACCCUGUUGAAUUGCCACGUUAAAGAGUGUGACAUAUUAGAGCAGUUUAAACGUUGGAAACCUGGUAAUGCUCCUAGACAUAAAGACACUAAGGCAAGGCAUGUCAAAUUGGAGGGUUCAGAUCAUGCUCCUGUUUGUAUGAGCUUGACGGGGAUCCCCGAUAUUCAACAACACAACCCUCCUUCUCUGUCAACUCGGUAUUGUCUCCAGGUUUAUGGAUGUCAGCAGACACUAGUGUCCAUGCUUGCUAGAAGGCAAUCUGAUGAAGACGUCAAUUUUUCUGGAGAAUCCAAUUCGCACAAGGAAGAUGCUGGUGCUGUUCAAAGAUGCAUUCAGCUCCCCAAAAGACCCCUUGAAACUUCUAGUCCUUCAUCAGACUUACUUAGUCAGGGUGGCUUUUGCUCAUUGGAUGAAUGUUCUCAAGAGUAUAAAGACUCAUCUUCAGAUUCUCCUCACCAUGAAAUUGAUCACACUAAAUCCUUGUCUUUAGUAGUUUUCAAAAAGCAAGCAAGAGAAACACAGAUGACUCAGCUCUCGCUCAAAUCUUUUUUCCAGAAAAGAUCAGGCAUUAGUGGCAAUUCAAUGAACUUUCGUGCUGACAAGUCUACUCAGGCAGAUAUCUCCACUCCCGACUGCGAAUCAAAUGAAAUUCCAUCUGAAAGCGUUGAACAAAGUGCUACAAAUGAGUGUCAGUCUAAACAAAGUGCCUCAGGCCAGGAAGAGGAGAUACAUCAACCAUCAAGAAGAGAAAAGAAUGAUGUGGCAUUAGCUGAAUGGCAAAGGAUUCAGCAACAUAUGCAAACCAGCAUUCCACUCUGCAAGGGCCACAAAGAACCUUGUGUAUCUCGAGUAGUGAAGAAAUCUGGUCAGAAUUCAGGGCGCCGAUUUUAUGUCUGUGCGCGUGCUGAGGUAUUCUGGGACCUGCUUCCAAUCCUGAAGCGAACUGUGGUUUUUUCAAAUGGGCUUCCAUGGGUACAAAGAACAAAAGAUGAUUUUGAUGGGCAAUGAACCACAACGAUUUUGUAACAAUUCAAUUAUUGAGGUUGAAAAGUAAAGUCAUCUGAUGUAUAUCUAUCAGCUUUGUGAACUCUGCCAGUCGUAAGGAGGUAUCAAUUUCAUUUUAGCACUUCACUUCAGCAUUUUUUUGGGCUCGUCUGGUUAUCAAUGGUUUGACUCAAGUCUAUGAUUAGGAUUAUAUUGAUACUUUCUCCUCCGUGGCCAAGAUGUCAUCUUUGCUUGUUCAUUUCUUUUGUUACUAUUCGGGAUUGGCCUAUUUAUAGUUUUGAUAUUAAGAAUGAUUCCCUCCAUGGUAAUCUUCAAGAGGAUUUUGUUCCUCCAUAUUCU